GUACUGUGAAUUUGUCCAAAGGUGGACUAAGAGCUUCAAAUCAUCAUCACCGUCCGUUGACUCCGAAAAGCUUCAGCUACGUCUUAGUUCCCAUCGAUAAUUAGGUUCUACGACCACCAUUUUUGACCGACGUCUUGAAGCGAUACACAACGCAAGACUUAAUCACAUCAUAUCAAAAUGGCGGCCGCUGCGAGAGCCCUCAACUUCAUGUACCGCCUGGCGGUCCCCGCUUCAGCUGUCGUCUUCCUAGGCAGUCAGUCUCUAUACGACGUCAAAGGAGGAACUCGGGCUGUGAUCUUUGACAGAUUGUCUGGUGUUAAGGAGACCGUCGUCAACGAAGGAACCCAUUUCCUUAUCCCUUGGCUGCAGAAGAGCAUCAUCUUCGAUGUCCGCACCAAGCCCAGGAAUAUCGCAACAACCACUGGCAGCAAAGACUUGCAGAUGGUUAGCUUGACACUGAGAGUGCUGCAUCGACCAAAUGUCAAGGCUCUCCCCAAGAUUUACCAGAACCUCGGUGCCGAUUACGAUGAGCGAGUCCUCCCCUCCAUUGGUAACGAAGUCCUGAAGGCCAUCGUCGCCCAGUUCGAUGCCGCAGAGCUCAUCACUCAGCGAGAGGCUGUCUCUGAACGAAUCCGAAACGACCUUACUCUCCGUGCUGCCGAGUUCAACAUCGCUCUUGAGGAUGUUUCCAUCACCCACAUGACCUUCGGUCGUGAGUUCACAAAGGCUGUCGAGCAGAAGCAGAUUGCCCAGCAAGAUGCCGAGCGAGCACGCUUCAUCGUCGAGCGUGCUGAGCAGGAGCGUCAAGCCAACGUCAUCCGUGCCGAGGGUGAGUCCGAGUCCGCCGAGGCCAUCAGCAAGGCCAUCCAGAAGGCUGGUGACGGCCUCAUCCAGAUCCGAAAGAUCGAGGCUAGUCGUGAGAUUGCUGCUACUCUUUCAUCAAACCCCAACGUUGCCUACCUGCCUGGUGGAAGCGGAAAGCAGGGUGGCCAGUACCUGUUGUCAGUGGGCAGGGCUUAAAAUAACGGACUUUGUAUGAUGUGAAGGAUGUUGAGGAAAUGACUGGGAAAUCCCCGCUUAUCGUUGGCGAUGAAAACAUUUAUUCAUAAGCGCCAACUAUGUAUUUCUAGAACGAGACCAGACGGGGAAUAUCAACCCUAUCUCACAAUGUAUAAUCGCCGGUGGCUUCACGGCUUCUCCCGUUCCAAAACGACAUUAACU
Molecule: messenger RNA, 1221 nt
Organism: Fusarium redolens
Lineage: Eukaryota; Fungi; Ascomycota; Sordariomycetes; Hypocreales; Nectriaceae
Product: band 7 family-domain-containing protein
Exons: 2
Coding region: 178-1020 (280 amino acids)
Biological process (GO): mitochondrion organization
Cellular component (GO): mitochondrion; membrane
Source: RefSeq, a predicted model, not a curated record